CACGAUGAUGAUAAAUAAGCAAUAAAUAUCCGUCAUUUCAUUCGCCAUACGCAGCAAAGGAACCAAAAAUGCUUCUCCACAGGCCUCUAGUGAUGCCUGGGGUUUUGUAUUCAAGAAAUAGCAACGGCUACAGAGCAUCGCUAUCCUCAUCUCCACAGAGAAGAGCCAUGUCCGGCUUCGAAGCUCGAGUCUCUCUCGUGCUGGCUCUAGUCUCCCAAGCCUCUUCUGUCUCCCAGCGACUUUUGAUGGAUUUGGCUUCCGAGACCGCAAAAUAUGCUUUCCCUCGGCGGUUCGAGAGUUCCAACCUGGAGGAAGCCUUGAUGUCUGUUCCGGAUCUUGAGACCGUGAAAUUCAAGGUUUUGAGCCGGAAAGAUCAGUACGAGAUCAGAGAAGUUGAGCCUUAUUUUAUAGCUGAGACAACCAUGCCUGGGAAGAAUGGGUUUGACUUCAAUGGUUCAUCUCAAUCCUUUAAUGUUUUAGCUGAGUACCUGUUUGGUAAGAAUACAACAAAGGAGAGGAUGGAGAUGACUACGCCUGUUUUUACUCGUAGGGACCAAUCUGAUGGGGAGAAAAUGGAAAUGACAACACCUGUGAUAACAAAGAAGCUGCAAGACCAGGAUAAAUGGCAGAUGUCUUUUGUCAUGCCUGCAAAAUAUGGUGCUGAUUUGCCGUUGCCUAAAGAUCAAUCAGUAAGAAUCAGAGAAGUGCCAAGGAAAAUUGUUGCUGUUGUCGCCUUUUCAGGUUUUGUUACUGAUGAAGAAGUUAAACUUCGGGAAUCAAAACUAAGAAGCGCUCUAAGAAAUGACAAACAGUUUCAAGUAAAAGAGGGAGCUCCAGUGGAAGUUGCACAGUACAAUCCACCAUUUACGCUUCCAUUUGCACGCCGUAAUGAGGUUGCAUUGGAAGUUGAAAGGAAGCAAGUUUAACUCGUCAGUAUAAAACAUAUAGCAAGUUACACCCUUUCCCCUGAAUAUUUAACAUUGAGAUAUGCUGAGUAUACGACCGCUCCAAUGUAAAAUCAGUAAAAACUGCUUAUCAGAUAUCAGCCUGAGGAGGCACACAUGUAAUAUAUUAUGUAAAUACCCUGAGAUUAAUGAUACUGAUUGUAUAAAUUUAAAGAAAUACCCGUUUUGCAUUUUGAA
Vitis riparia (riverbank grape) is the source of this 1142-nucleotide messenger RNA. RefSeq names its product heme-binding-like protein At3g10130, chloroplastic. Bases 69 to 926 code for a protein of 285 amino acids. The transcript is spliced from 8 exons. The record is from RefSeq and is a predicted model, not a curated record. NCBI's taxonomy places the organism in Eukaryota, Viridiplantae, Streptophyta, Magnoliopsida, Vitales, Vitaceae.